Messenger RNA from Spodoptera exigua (beet armyworm), 650 nucleotides. NCBI's taxonomy places the organism in Eukaryota, Metazoa, Arthropoda, Insecta, Lepidoptera, Noctuidae. The record is from the annotation of a GenBank genome assembly.
CGACGCUCUUGAACAGCGACCGUGCCAAACACACGCACAAACAUAAACUUACAUCUUUAAUAUUAUUUUUAUUUUCAAUUACUUACUGUGAACGUUCAUAAGUUUGUUGGAAAAAUGUACAAAAAGGUUUUCUUUAUAAUUUUUGCGGCAACACUGGCUAUGAGUGAUGGUAUUCAGCCCACGAACUACGAAAUAAGUCGAAAUCAACUGGGCGGAGGCAACUAUGGCAACUACCCGUAUCCGACGGGGCCCGGCUACUACCCGGGACAGGGGCAGUAUGGACAAGGGCAUUACGGACAGGGUCAUUACGGCCCACCCGGACCACCUGGGGCCCACCCCGGAUGCCCCCUGUGUGACUCUUCAGUGUACAGCUACUGCUACCAAAAGCAGGCUCACGAUGCAUGCUGCUGCGGUUCUGUGUUCAACCCUUACUGUGGCAAGACUGACUGCAAGUUCCUGUAUGCGAACUCUUGCCAGGAACACGACCUGAUCUCAAACUGCUGCUGUGUGGACCUAUACAAGAAUAACCCGCAAGGCGCACCCGUCGUACCGGCUGUUGCUGUGUAAUCGACCUAAUUCAUGUAGUUAUAAGAUCGUAAUUUGUGUAACUGUUACAUUCCCGAUUGCAUCAAACUGAUAAUAUGUAGGUG